Messenger RNA from Sorex fumeus (smoky shrew), 1101 nucleotides. It is a transcript of the gene TMEM170A, whose product is annotated as transmembrane protein 170A. The record is from RefSeq and is a predicted model, not a curated record. The transcript has 3 exons. Lineage: Eukaryota; Metazoa; Chordata; Mammalia; Eulipotyphla; Soricidae. Gene Ontology annotation, cellular component: endoplasmic reticulum membrane. The coding region runs from base 91 to 525 and encodes 144 amino acids. Gene Ontology annotation, biological process: endoplasmic reticulum tubular network organization.
GGGCCGUGGCCGAAGGUGAGCGGCCGCGACGUGGACGGCGCGGCGGAGCCGAGCGGCCGUGGCCGCGCCCGGGCGGUGGAUGGCGGCGGGAUGGAGCUCGAGGGGAGCGGCGGCGGCGGCGGGUCGGCCGGGCUCCUGCAGCAGAUCCUCAGCCUGAAGCUCGUGCCGCGGGUGGAAAACGGGACCCUGUGCCCCAACUCCACCGCGCUCUGCGCCUUCCCAGAGAUGUGGUAUGGUGUGUUCCUGUGGGCACUGGUGUCCUCGCUCUCCUUCCAUGUCCCUGCAGGAUUGCUGGCCCUCUUCACCCUCAGACAUCACAAAUAUGGUAGGUUCAUGUCUGUAAGCAUCCUGUUGAUGGGCAUCGUGGGACCAAUUACUGCUGGAAUCUUGACAAGUGCGGCCAUCGCAGGGGUGUACCGAGCAGCGGGCAAGGAAAUGAUUCCAUUUGAAGCCCUCAUCUUAGGAACGGGACAGACGUUCUGUGUGGUGGUGGUCUCCUUUCUCCGUGUCCUAGCCACCCUCUAGCAUACACUCACAGGCUCUGCUGUAGAGCCUGCAUUUUCUAGAAACCUCAAAAAGAAAAUCUGUGGAAUGUGGUGUCUUCUUACUUCUUCAAGUGGAAGCGGCUUGAACGAAAAAGUGUUUGAAGAACAACUUCCCGGCUCUCGCUUCAGUUCGGAGCUCCCAGAAUUGAAGGUCUUUUGGAAUGAUUUUCCAACCAAAAGCAAGUGAAAUCUUUCCCGGCUAGAUCUUACUGUGAGCAGUUACACAGGUGCACCUUUAUCCAGUCCAACAGUACUUAUUAAGCCAACAGUACUUCUGGGUUGGCACCCUUUCUACUGAAAUCUGUACUGUUCUGUAAGCAGAACCAGUGCUGUGUCCUUAUUUCAGGGGAACUGUGAGAUAAUGGUGAUGGAUUUCUGAGCGCAGUAUACUGUACGAACAUCUUACUUGGUCUGAUCUUGAUCAAAAUUUGGCAGACUUCUUCAUGCCAAAGUAAGUUUUGGUUGAGUAAAGCUCCAAGAACAAAUUUGGGGGAAGGCAACAGGAAUAAAUUCUACUAAGAGUGGCUAUGAUUCCACUGUUAAGAGAAAAGAAUAA